CGUAACAGCCGGCUGUAUCUUUCUUAUCCAUCCUAAUGAAUGCCUGGGCAAUUUUUCACUUUCUCAGCGCGAGUUAAUUUUUACUGUCUCAGCAGUUACAAAUGAAAAGAACGCCUCGGCCUCUAAAACGAGAGCUAAUUCUCCUCUCAGGUCCUUACUGGAGCUCUGCGUUUGUUUAAUCUGCUUUCCUCUCAUUUUUCGGACCUCCCUGAAGUCCGAGGCCCUGCACCGGGGUCAAACGCGUUCCCUUUCUCCGCGUAACCGUUCAAGUAUCCCGCCUUCCCCGGACACAUGCCGUGCGUCACGGCAGUCCGCUCGUGUCCAAUCCUAUUGGCUAAAAUCCACGUCUCUCAUCGCUCUGGGAGCGGAAGAAGAAGGAAAGGGUCUCCGGCCGCGAGAAGAUGACAUCACAGUAGCCGGUUAGGCGCCGUCGGCUGUUCGGGGCCCUCUGCUCGCUGACUGGUGCUGACUGAAGACCCCUCCGUUGGCGACGCCGUCGCAAUGACCAUUUGUCAGUUCUUCCUUCAAGGCCGGUGCCGCUUCGGAGACCGGUGCUGGAACGAACAUCCCGGUGCCAGGGGUGCAGGCGGGGGACGGCAGCAGCCACAGCAACAGCCCUCAGGUAGUAACAGACGUGGAUGGAAUACCACCAGCCAGAGAUAUUCCAGUGUCAUUCAGCCAUCCAGUUUCUCCAAACCAACACCAUGGGGGGGCAGCAGAGAUCAAGAAAAGCCAUCUUUCAGCUCAUUUAAUUCUGGAGCUUCAGCUAGUAGGAAUAGGGGCUUUGGAUUGUCAGAGAACCCAUUUGCUUCACUUAGCUCUGAUGGGCAGAAAGAUGAAAAGAAACUUCUAGAAGGGAUUAUAAAAGAUAUGGAGGUUUGGGAAUCAUCAGGGCAGUGGAUGUUUUCUGUUUAUUCACCAAUGAAAACAAAACCUAAUAUUUCAGUCCCUAAGCCCUUUCUGGGCUAAAACCUAGACCACCAGGCUUUCCCAAGCUCACUCUGGGUGGUCCUGGGCCUCCAUCCUAUUGAUGGGUACCUAGCAAAUGGGAGCACUUGCAAUCACUGCCCCAGAACCCUGGGCUCUCUGUCCUGUCUUUGCUAUACCUGUUCAUUCUCUGUGAGCAUUUGUAUCACAGCACUCCUUUCUUACUUAUUCACUCAUCCAUUUAACAAACAUUUAUUGAAUUUCUUUUGUGCCAAGUGCCAGGGAUUUAGUGAUGAGCAAGACACAUAAAAUUUCUCCCUUAUGAAGCUGUUCUUGAGGGAGGGAGAUAAUAAGUAAUGCAAAUAAAUUAAGAUAAUUUCAGAUAGUGAUAUUUUCUAUAGAGAAAAUAAAGUGUUAAGCCUUUAGUCAGUUUA
Propithecus coquereli (Coquerel's sifaka) is the source of this 1361-nucleotide messenger RNA. Its product is annotated as nucleoporin-like protein 2. Gene Ontology annotation, molecular function: nuclear export signal receptor activity; metal ion binding. The record is from RefSeq and is a predicted model, not a curated record. Gene Ontology annotation, cellular component: nuclear envelope. The transcript is spliced from 4 exons. NCBI's taxonomy places the organism in Eukaryota, Metazoa, Chordata, Mammalia, Primates, Indriidae. Bases 502 to 969 code for a protein of 155 amino acids.